AUGUUAGCCAUUAUUGAUGAAAAACAUUCGAAACAAUCAUCGAUUGUGGACGUGUACUAUCCGUUGGAAAGUAUGGAUAUUUGCUUAAAGGUUCACUAUUUGGAAAAAUCUAAUCCGUGUAAAAUCGAAAUUGAAAUAAGGAAUCGACAGAGAGAACAAUCAUUGACGUCUGUUCAACAUUGGUCGAUUUUUCAAAUGAAGUUUCCACAAGUAAAUCUACCGGAUAAAAUCUUGACACGGCUCGAUGAAAUAACCAGUGAAAAAAUCAGCAAAUACCUGCAAAUGAUUGUUAACGAAGAAUAUAAUCGCCUAGAGUACAUUCAAAUCGAGAAAACAUCGACAGUAUGGCAAAUGGACGAUAGCGAUCGGGAAUUAGAACAAAGUGAUAUUCAGCUGACAUUGAUGAAAGGAAAUGAACCUAAUGAAGUGUUUUACAUUCCGAAGUAUUGGAGGACCAUAGCGAUACAAACAGGUGAUUAUGAGAAACUUGUCAAAACAUUAACAACGUUACAAAUCGAAGAUAAUCGAGAUCUUUUGGAUUACUUUUCAUAUCUUAUAUCACAGACACGUUUGAAUUCGUUUUCUUUACAAAAUCAACAACAAUUGGGCAAUUCAAAUCUAUCAUCGGAAAAAGCUUAUAUGAAUCUGUUAACAAUGAGUUAUGCUGCAUUUAUUGAACUAAUUCAACGUAUUCAGAAGAAUAAUCAAAGCUAA
Adineta ricciae is the source of this 714-nucleotide messenger RNA. Lineage: Eukaryota; Metazoa; Rotifera; Eurotatoria; Adinetida; Adinetidae. The record is from the annotation of a GenBank genome assembly.